Molecule: messenger RNA, 1702 nt
Organism: Vicia villosa (hairy vetch)
Lineage: Eukaryota; Viridiplantae; Streptophyta; Magnoliopsida; Fabales; Fabaceae
Product: transcription factor LRL3-like
Exons: 7
Coding region: 190-1287 (365 amino acids)
Biological process (GO): regulation of transcription by RNA polymerase II
Cellular component (GO): nucleus
Molecular function (GO): RNA polymerase II cis-regulatory region sequence-specific DNA binding; DNA-binding transcription factor activity, RNA polymerase II-specific; protein dimerization activity
Source: RefSeq, a predicted model, not a curated record
CUCUCACGUCAUUUUUACUCUUUUUAAAACCGUAGCGCACUCACUCACCAUCCUCUCACAAAAGCAAAACCAAACCCUGAAAAAGCUUCAACCACUGCCAAACUAGUACUAUAUAACAAACUCCCAAAUUCAUUACCAAAAACUGUUAUAUUCCGACAACCCUCUAGGUGAACAAGAAUCAUCUCAGACAUGGCUGGUAAUUGUUCGGAGGGAUUAGGAGAUGAUUUUUUUGAACAGAUCUUAGCUGUGCCUGAAAGUGGAGUUGGUUAUGGGAGGAACAAUACAGGCAUGGAUCAUGUUGGAGGUGUGUUGCAACUGGGGUCCAAUCCUGCUAGAGGAGGAGGAAUAAUGCCGUUGGGGUUGAAUUUGGAACAAACUCAUCAUGGGUUUCUCAGACACCAAGAUGCUGCUGCAACACGGUUUGUUGACAACGUUGUUGAUGUUGAAGCCAACAUUACCAUCAAUAACAACAACAAUAACAACAACCAUCAGCACCAUCAUCUUCGUCUUCAUGAUGUCAAUACCAAUACUGCUUCUUCCUCACCCUCUUCUACUCCUGGAAUCAACGGAAUCAUCAACGAUAGGGAUUCGAUGCAGCACAUGAGGGGUUUGUUUUCAACGUUUGGACAAAUGCAUACUCCAACUCAUGCUCAACCUGUACGCCCCAUGCUACCAUCUCCAACUCCUCAACCACAGCUUCAUCUUCACCAUCAACACCAACAGCACUUUCAGAGCCAGCAACCAAAUCCAGCAUCUGUUACUGCCAUGCCACAACCACCUGGCAUCCGUCCAAGAGUGCGAGCAAGAAGAGGCCAAGCCACGGAUCCCCACAGCAUCGCUGAGCGGUUGCGUCGUGAAAGAAUCGCUGAAAGAAUGAAGGCAUUACAGGAAUUAGUCCCCAGCAUCAACAAGACGGACAAAGCGGUUAUGCUCGACGAAAUUGUUGAUUAUGUGAAGUUCCUUAGGCUCCAAGUUAAGGUCUUGAGCAUGAGUAGACUUGGUGGAGCUGGUGCAGUUGCUCAACUUGUAGCUGAUGUUCCUGUUUCUGCAGUGGAGGGGGACGACAUAGAAGGCGGAACCAACCAGCAAGCCUGGGCGAAGUGGUCGAACGAUGGAACCGAACAACAAGUGGCUAAACUUAUGGAAGAAGAUGUUGGUGCAGCCAUGCAACUUCUCCAAUCAAAAGCACUUUGUAUCAUGCCCAUAUCUCUAGCCUCAGCCAUUUUUCGUAUGCCUCAAUCAGACUCAUCAUCAAACAUCAAGCCUGAAUCAAACAACCACACAUAGACCAUUACCCUUAGCUAACAAAGAAAAAUCUCACCACAUCAAACUUGACAUAAAUUUCUUCCUCCAUUUUCAUAAGGUUAAUUAUUCUACUUUUUAUUUUAUUUCUUCAAAUUUUGUCAAACUAUAGAAGUAAUUUUUAUUGCCAAUAAAAUGUAAAAUUGGAGGAGCUAUGUCAUGUCAUUAUCAUGGUGAAAAAUCAAAUAUUUUCAAUGACUAUUGAUUUUUUUUCUACCAAAUAUCUGUGGUGGGGUUGGUGAAGUAUAACAAAAAUAUUUUAUAUUUGUAGUGGAGGCUUCUUUUUCUUAGUAAUAUUUUUUUUUUGAGUAAGUGGAAAGUGGGACCAUUUAAAAGAGAUAUAUAGGUUUGUAAUGUAUCAUGUAUUUGGAGAAAUUUUAAUGCAAGUUGAAUUUAAAUA